CGUGUAGGACUGUGCUUGUCAAAAAAAGGUAAUUUUAUACGACGCGGGUAACACCACAGAUAUCAUUGUCAUUUUAAUCAUAAGUGUUAAUUUUGGUGCUCUGCGUUACAAUUUUUUCCAUCCUGUUUGGCAAGGCACUAAGAAGCAAAAGGGAAACAAAAUGAUCCGCUACUCAGCCACUCAGCUGUUCGGUGUUCUGCGUGGAUCACUUGGUUUGACCGCGAACCGUUUGGGAGUGACCGGAGUGGUCCGACAUUCGCACAGCAACGAAAGUGCCGAAGAAUUCGAUGCUCGCUACGAAGCUUACUUAAACCGGCCGGAUAUAGACCAUUGGGAAGCACGCAAAGCCAUGAACGAUCUCCUUGGUAUGGAUUUAAUACCGGAGCCAAAGAUUAUUAUUGCUGGGUUGAAGGCUUGUCGUCGACUGAAUGAUUACGCUCUGGCCAUUCGGUUUUUGGAAGGAUGCAAGGAGAAAUGCGGCAACAAAGUGAAUGAAAUAUAUCCGUAUUUGUUGCAAGAAAUCCGGCCGACUCUGACUGAGUUGGGCAUUGAAACACCGGAGGAACUGGGAUAUGACCAACCAGAGUUAGCUAUUAAAAAUGUCUAUGACAUCCACUAAAUAGCCAAUUAUAUUGAUUACCAAAUGAUGUCUGCAUCAUACACUAGUUGAAUCAGAAUUUGUGAAAACUACUUGUAAGAAAAAUGUAUGAUGGUGAUUAUGUAAUCAUUUGGACGCAAAUAGUCUAAAAAGAACAGUAAUAAAAUUAUAAAAAACGGAAGAACAAA
Messenger RNA from Malaya genurostris, 786 nucleotides. RefSeq names its product cytochrome c oxidase subunit 5A, mitochondrial (gene COX5A). The record is from RefSeq and is a predicted model, not a curated record. Gene Ontology annotation, cellular component: mitochondrial inner membrane. Lineage: Eukaryota; Metazoa; Arthropoda; Insecta; Diptera; Culicidae. Bases 161 to 619 code for a protein of 152 amino acids. Gene Ontology annotation, biological process: mitochondrial electron transport, cytochrome c to oxygen. The transcript has 2 exons.